Molecule: messenger RNA, 4122 nt
Organism: Ooceraea biroi (clonal raider ant)
Lineage: Eukaryota; Metazoa; Arthropoda; Insecta; Hymenoptera; Formicidae
Biological process (GO): proteolysis
Molecular function (GO): aspartic-type endopeptidase activity; nucleic acid binding
Source: RefSeq, a predicted model, not a curated record
AUGGCGUCGCUCAAAGAAAACUGGAACCAGCUGAGAAAGGGGCACGCUUCCCUGUCAAAAAGGGCCAGUGCGGAGAUGAGAAGCCACCAUGAUUACUUCAACGGAGAUGUCCUUGACGAAGCCGAGGACGCCUUCCAAACAGCGAUGGACUACAUGACGGAAUGCUUGGAGGAACUGGAGCCGCCUGUGAGUCCUGCCAACUCCACCGAGAUAUCGUUCACCCGAGCUAAUCCGUUGGCGUUCUCGCUUUCCCACCUGCCUCCGAUAAAACUGCCACCCUUCGACGGGAAGUUCGAGGAGUGGGAGCAGUUUCGCGAUCGCUUUCAGUCGCUUAUCUCGAAAAAUAAAGAAUUGUCGAAUUUUUCGCGAAUGCAUUUUCUCGCCUCAUGCCUGAAGGGCCGCGCGCUGGAGAGUAUCGCAGACUUAUCGAUAACCGGCGAUAACUUCAAUAUAGCAUGGAAAACUCUCACAUCGCGGUUCGAGAGUAAACGUCGUAUCUUAAAUGUACAUUUGUCAGCAAUUCUCAAUCUCACGUCGCUCACUCGCGAAUCGUCGUCUGAACUCCAUUCGUUACGCGACAGAGUUCGCGUUGCCGUGUCCGCCUUGAGACAUAUCGACCGUACCCCGGAAGACUUGUGGAACGAUGUCCUCGUGCACAGUGUAGUGCAAAGGCUUGAUCCAGUCACGAGAAAGGCGUGGAACGUCAAGACGAGCGACAGCGACGAGCCUCCGCACUUUGACGAUCUAGAUAGAUUCUUGCUUGCUCGAGCCCACGCGCUCGAGGAUUGUUCGUCGGCGAAGGCAAGCUCAAAAUCGGCGGCGGGGCAAAAGAUUACCGUGUCAACCGCGUCUAAGACCGCUCCGGCAGCCUGCCCGCUCUGCAAGGCACGACAUUUCAUGAGCGCUUGCCCGACGUUUACGGCCGGGAGUCCGAUCCAACGUCGCGAGCUCGUCAAGCGUCAUAAAAGAUGCUACAAUUGCCUCAGUCAGAGUCACGCAGUCGGAGAGUGUCAAAGUAAAUAUUCUUGUCGCACGUGUCAGCAACGGCACCACUCACUCUUACACGAUUCAUCGGACUCUCGCGCUGAUACGUCCGCCGCGGCUAGCGUCGCGAACGCGUCCCCGACGCCUCCGCCGCAUCAGCCCGUGGCUUCCGACACAACCGUUCAAUCUCUUUGCGCUUCUACACCUAAAGCUCGGUCACAAGUGCUCCUUGCCACGGCCUGGGUGACGGUGGGGGCUUCGUCUGGACGAUCUUUCGCCGUUCGAGCGCUGCUCGACCAGGGCUCCGAGAUGACGUUCAUCUCGGAGCGUCUAGCGCAAAAUCUGCGCGCGAAGCGCAUCACCAUGCCCGUAGCCGUGUCCGCUAUCGGGGGUGUGCUCGCUGGAAACUUUAAUAAAGCCGUUGUGAUUUCGGUGUCGCCGCGCGAGUCGACCGCUCCGUCCCUUUCCGCGCCCGCAGUUAUCAUGCCUCAACUCACUUCGUACGCGCCGCGGAAGGUCAUCGAUUUGCAUUCUCUCUCUCAUCUCGCAAACUUAUCGUGGGCUGAUCCCGAUCCCGGCAGUGCCGAACCGAUUGACGUAAUCAUAGGCGCGGAUCUCUACGGAAGCGUAAUACUCGACGGGAUACGGAGGGGCGGUCAGGGCGACCCCAUCGCACGAAACUCUAUAUUCGGUUGGCUGAUCUCGGGUCCGGUGGGCCUCACUGCAUCGUCAAAUGCAUCCUCUGCUUGUUUAGCAACCGAUGCUCACCCCGCUGUCUCCGUGCACCACAUAUCGGUGUCUCCGUCGCUUGAUGCCGAACUACGGCGAUUCUGGGAGGUUGAAGAAGUCCCACGGAAGGCGCUUCUCACUCCCGAGGAAGGAAAUAAUCAAAUUUCAACAGGGGCAACUCGAUUCAUCGCGGAAAAACAAGCCGAGUCCCUUUCGCGCCGACUUCACGCCAAUCCCGUACUUUUCAAGGAAUACGCCGCAUUUCUUAACGAAUACGAGAGUCUCGGGCACAUGAGGCGGGUCCCCUUAGGAGAGCCGACGGACCAUUGCGUAUACAUCCCGCAUCAUCCGGUGUUACGUGAAUCGAGUGCUACAAGUCGACUUAGAGUCGUAUUUAAUGCGUCAAGUCGUUCGUCCAACGGAACCAGCCUUAAUGACCAUCUGCUACCCGGACCCAAAUUACAAUCGGAACUCGCGUCGGUCAUUUUGAAGUGGUGCUCAUUCCGAUACGUGUAUACCGCGGACAUCGCGAAAAUGUUCCGGCAAAUUCUCGUUGAUCCAUUGGACACGCAGUAUCAACACAUUUUGUGGAAACCGAACGUUAACGAGGCUCCUAUCGAUUUCGAGCUCCUGACGGUGACGUACGGGAUGGCAUGCUCCCCGUAUGAGGCCCUCCGCGUAAUUAAACAAGUAGCUUCCGACGAGGGGCACCGGUUCCCGCGCGCAAGGGCAAUCCUCUUAGAAAACAGCUACGUGGACGACGUUUGUUUUGGCUAUCAUAGAGUAUCGGAACUGCGUAAGAUUCGGGACGAAUUAACGGAGUUGCUUCGACGCGGAGGGUUCGAGCUCCGGAAAUGGGCGAGUAAUUCGGCCGAGCUCCUCUCGGACAUAGAUCCACAAAACCACGGGCUCGCGUGCACCAAACAACUGGCUCCGGAUGAAAACCUUAAGAUUCUGGGGAUCGGAUGGAAUCCACGCCUGGACGUUUUUCAGGUCUCCGUGUCCAUAGAUGAGAAGAUUCCGUCCACCAAGCGGACGGUAUUGUCGGCAAUCUCGCGCAUUUAUGACCCACUCGGGUGGGUCGUUCCCGCGACAAUCGCCGCGAAAAUCUUUAUGCAGCAGCUGUGGCAAGCCAAAGUCGAGUGGGACGAGGAGAUUCCGGCCUCGCUUGUCAGUAGAUGGAAAGCCAUCUAUUCUCGGUUGCCACAGUUGAACCAAGUGUGGCUCUCGCGUUGGACGUUCGUCGAAUCGGAAUUCGAGAGCGCCGAGCUCCACGGAUUCUCGGACGCCUCUAACUCCGCGUACGCAGCGGUCAUUUACUUAAGAGUUGUAUCGAGCUCGGGCGACGUUACGAUUACGCUUCUCGCCGCGAAGUCACGCGUCGCUCCGGUAACUCCGCUUACCGUUCCUCGGUUGGAGCUCUCCGCGGCUGUACUGCUCUCUCGCCUCCUCGAGUUCGUUCGGGAGUCAAUAAAUUUUGAAAUUUCGUCCUGCACGUGCUGGACGGACUCAACCAUCGUUCUUGCCUGGCUGGACCGGCAUCCGUCGCAAUGGAAGACGUUUGUCGCGAACCGAGUAGCCGAGAUCCGAAACCGAGCGCCGAAUGCAGAGUGGCAAUAUGUGUCUACGCUCGAUAAUUCGGCGGAUUGCGCCUCGCGAGGACUCAUCAGUGACGAGCUGAUUAGUCAUCCGUUGUGGUGGCAUGGUCCGCCGUGGCUGAGUCUAUCAAAAGAAGCGUGGCCCCAAUUAGAGAAUUCUUUAGCCGCCGAUGCACCUCUCGAGGAAAAGACAGGUCACGUCGCGAGCGAUCGUGUUGAAUGGCACUUCUUGCCGCCUUCCGCUCCGCAUUUUGGCGGUAUAUGGGAGGCCGGAGUGAAGAGCGUCAAGCACCAUCUGCGGAGGGUCGUCGGGAAUCAAACCCUCACGUUCGAAGAACUCACCACGUUUUUGUAUAACGUAGAGGCGUGUCUGAAUUCGCGCCCGAUAGCCCCGCUCUCGGAUUCUUUCGACGAGGUCGAGUGCUUGACGCCCGGUCACUUCUUGAUCGGUGCUCCCAUCACGAUUCAUCCUGAACCGUCGCUACUCGCGCUAAAUGAAAACCGUCUAUCUCGCUGGCAGCGUGUCCGGCAGUUAACCGAACGUUUUUGGAAACUGUGGGCGGCCGACUACGUGACCACGUUGCAACAACGACAGAAGUGGAGAAAAUCAACGCCGUCGUUAAAACCCGGCCAAAUGGUCCUUUUACGAAACCCUCUCCUCCCACCAUGCAAAUGGGAACUUGGCCGAGUGAUUCGUUGUCACCCCGGGGAGGAUGGGCUCGUUCGAGUAGUGACCGUCAAGACCGCCACAUCGGAGUUCAAGCGACCCCUCGGCAAGCUUUGUCUUUUGCCGGUUGAGUGCGAAACCUGA